AUGACUGGCUCUUCGCAGUUUGGUACGUCGCGUUUUGGCGACGCAAACAAUAAUACCACUACGACUUCUGUUACAAGCCCGCUGAAGCGAAGCGACGCGACGAUGAACCUUGACCAAACCCUCACGGGAAGCCCGAAACCCAAACGUCGCAGCUAUGGUCCCACAAGUUUGGGUGUCGAUUUCAAUGUCUAUGAUCAUGGUCCUGGCUCUCCAAACGCUGAAGUUCAAGAUGACUCCCCUCGUGAAUAUGAUUGGACAAGCACUGUCUCUCCUAAUGUUUCUGAGCCGUUAGCAUCUCUAGCAUCUCAUGCUGCGAUGCGUAGGGCUGGGUCUCUUCGAAAGUCUACUCUUCAGCAGCGAGAGCGAACAUCAUGGGGCAAGCGCCAUGCAGCUCAGCAAUUAUCUCAGAGCUCCGGCGAAGCUACUACCCCCCAACGAGAGCGAACCUCGUGGGGAAGACGAGGCGCACCGCAGUUAGCCCAGUCUCCUAACGAGACUACUACUCCUAAUGGGAAGAACCGGCCACGAUUGUCUCUUGAUCAUUUCAUGCCCCCUCCUCCCCGAGAGAGUCCGUUCACCGCACCAGCUCCGCUGCCGAAUCCUUCUAUGCAUAUGCUUAACCAGCCGGCCCAGCAACCACAGCAGCCACAUCCAUUGUCACGUACUAUGACGACAUCGUCUUCUAACUCAAGUCUAUCUAACGACUCUCCCGUGCAUUUUCAAGUUCCGGUCGCUGAAAAGUCGAGGGCGCCUAUGAACUUUUCCAAGAGCUUGCCAAUUGGUACUGUUCGUCCGCAGCAUUACAAGCCAAGCCAUGGUAUUGCAAGCAUUUCUACUCCUGACUACAAGCACGAGAGGCCAUAUGAAGGAGCUUUCGCAUCUACCGGCUUAGUAUCGAAGAUGGUUCGUGACCCGGAGCAAGCACCUUCUGGUAGUGCAUAUGGAGCUGUUCCCGACACGCCUUGUAAGAAGCCUCCUAGUGGUUUUGCCACCUAUCCGCCGCUUCCUAUGUCUGGCAAUGUUAAAGCUAGAGGUCGACACAUCAAACAUACCUUCGGCCUUCCAUCAAGUCCCUUUGAUUCGGUAACACCGAACCGCCCUGCGAAUCCCUUCAGCGAGCAGUCUCGACCCCGAGAGUCUAGUAACGAUGGAGAUUUACCGCCGACGCCCACGAAGCAGCAGACCGCGCCGCGAAGUUCGAGCGGAUUGAGCCGGCUGUCUACCGAAAGCCCCACGGCUAGUCGCCGCCUUCCUGCGUUCGGAAACAGCGCAGCUUUGCAGCAAGACCCUGCCGCUAGCUGUAAGUAUCACCUACCAAAGCGAUCCUGCAAUGGCGGAAAAGGCAGAGAGAAUAUCACCCCUAUCAAAGGUGGCUUCAACCUGCCCACCCCUGCUGUUCAGGAGACGCAAUCCAACAUCUGUCUCCCUUUAUCUUCAUUUAGUCGAUCUCGAGCUCAGCGUGGUUCGUUUUCUUCGCCUGCGCGGCUUGAGACCCACUCGAUGAUGACUCCUCUCGUGAAGUCCUCUACCCAAGUUCAAUUUGCUAAGAGUAGCCCCGUGAUUACAGCGAGUCCUUUGGAGCGACUAGAAUUUGCGGAGAAAGCUUCCCCCCAGACCCCUCAGGGAAGCUUUGCGCCUCUUGAUGCAAGUCGUCUAUCGAUCUCUAACGCGAACGACGGCUUCUUGUUCCCCGGAACUGGCGAUAAAAACUCGCCUUUCCCGCCUGCAACUCCGACAACACGACACGAUAAUGUCCCGGCAUUCUUUGAACGACGCGCUAUUACCCCUAUCAAUGGUAUGCCUUCUCACGACUUGGAUGAAGGGCUCAUGUCGCGUUUUGGAAAAGUUGAAUUUAUAGGCAAGGGUGAAUUUUCGCAAGUGUACAAAGUCACCGAAGCCGCUCAGUCCGCAAGAACCGUUCAGCCUGGCUUCUUCAGUACCCCUACGCACCGGACAGCUUCCCCCUCGCCUACUAAGGUGUAUGCAGUCAAGAAGCUCACCCUUCCGAUCCAAGGUAAUAAGGAUCGAGCCCUUCGAUUCCGCGAAGUAUCUGUAUUGGAAACCUUGAAAGGCUGCGACCAUGUCUUGCAGCUCGUUAACAGCUGGGAAGACAGCAGCUGCCUCUAUAUUCAGACUGAAUAUUGCGAAGAGGGCAGCCUUCAUGCAUUCUUGUCUUUUGUCGGCUUGAAAGGACGACUUGAUGAUUUCAGAAUCUGGAAGAUUAUGCUUGAGAUUGGCAAGGGUUUGAAACAUAUUCACGAUGCUGGCUAUAUCCACCUGGAUUUGAAACCUGCCAAUAUCUUUAUCAACUUUGAAGGCACCUUGAAGAUUGGUGAUUUCGGUCUAACGACGGCUUUGCCGAUAGAGAAGGGUCCCGAUCUAGAGGGAGAUCGCGAAUACUUGGCGCCCGAGGCUCUUCGAGGAGAGAUUGGCAAGCCUACCGAUGUAUUUUCCUUCGGUCUGAUCAUGCUAGAAAUCGCGGCCAACGUCAAACUGCCUGAGAAUGGAACAACUUGGGCUGGGUUGAGAGAGGGUGACUUCUCCGAGGUUCCCACCCUUACUCAAGACGCGGGCGCGAUUGUGCGGGAUGCUAAUGGCAUGCCGCUUGAUGACAGUGAUCGUAGCGUUGGUCUGUUUGGAGAUGAUCGUGCCACGCCUGCUGGGCGCCGCAACUACAACUUCCGAAAUGUUACCCGUCAAUCGGCAGACAUUUUCGGCCUAGGCCGCAAGAGCGAACUACAGCAUCCUCCCGAUUUCAUGAAGGACCCUGGUCACCCUAACUCCCUCGAUAUAGUUGUGAAGUUGAUGCUCACGCCGGAUCCCAUGAUGCGUCCUACAGUUUCCCAAUUGCUUGAUCUCGAAGCAGCAAAUUGGGUCGCAUCACGUCAACGAGCUGCCGCGACAGUCUUUGAAGGAAAUUGGGGCCCUGCGGAUGAAGUGUCGGCUCCCAUCUCACUGGAUACGGAGAUGAUUGAUGUCUAA
Molecule: messenger RNA, 2982 nt
Organism: Daldinia childiae
Lineage: Eukaryota; Fungi; Ascomycota; Sordariomycetes; Xylariales; Hypoxylaceae
Product: Mitosis inhibitor protein kinase wee1
Exons: 3
Coding region: 1-2982 (993 amino acids)
Biological process (GO): protein phosphorylation
Molecular function (GO): ATP binding; protein kinase activity
Source: RefSeq, a predicted model, not a curated record